AUGUCAUAUACGGUGGAGAAAAAAGUCACUGAUGCCGAAUUUCCUAGAGGCGUGGGCGCCACGCAUCUCCCCAAUGACCGCUUGAAGAUAGUGUACAACAAGUGCAAAGCUUCGCAAGCCAUUUCUGCGCCUGUUCGCAUCAAUAUGGUAUUUGCCCAUGGCACGGGCAUGAACAAGAGCGUGUGGAAAACACAUAUCGAAAAGUUGUACGAGCUCAGCGAACAGGCCAAGGACUGGAAAUUGGACUGUGUGCUUGCGUUGGACUGCGCUAACCAUGGAGAUUCUGCUUGCCUUAAUCGCAAGUUCUUGGGUUGGUCUUUUGAUUGGCGAGACGGCGCCAAGGACUUGAUCAAAGUGGUGAAGAACGAAAUCAGCACGACGGGCGAUUUUGUUCCUUCUGCUUACAACCGGAACAUUGUCGUUGGCCAUUCCUUGGGCGGGUUCCAAGCGGCUUUUGCUGGGUAUUUGGAGUCCACAUUAUUUGAUUCCGUCAUUACCGUUGAGCCUGUCUUGUACUUCAAUCCGCAGUACACCGAGAUCUUCCAACACCGGAUAAAGAAGAUUACGUCUAUUCUCAGGGACAAGUUCUCUUCUCGCGAGGACGCGAUCACUUGGUUCAAGAAGAAAAGCUUCUACAAAAUAAUGGACAAGCGGGUUUUGGACAGCUACGUCGACGACGAGGUGGCGUUGGAAAAUGGGGACAUAGUGUCGAAGUCCAGCACCGCAGCCCAAUUGGCUACAUACAUGACGGCUAUCACAGACGUUGGUUUUGGCCAAGAUGCCUUGAAACACAUGCGCAUCCCUUUUCUCCACGUCAUUGGCACAGAGGCCAUGUGGAAUCCGCCUGAUGCAGUAGAGUUUAUUCGGGAGUCCGUUCCACCCCAUCUCCUCGAGACGGCAGACUUGGAAGGCGAUCAUUUGGUACAUGGGACUAAUGUGGACGGUACCGUGAAUCUCAUUCUGGGCUUCAUUGAGCGGCGGGCAAAGUUUGUGCGGGAAAACAGACUGAAGUUCCCGGAAGUGAAGUACGGUAACGACCGAGAGGCAAUCUUCAAGCUGCAGUGGAAGCUCAUGAUGGACAACGAUUUAGAGAAGGCAAACUUCUAUGCUUCGCCGGCGAAAAGAGAUGCCAAAUUGUGA
Messenger RNA from Clavispora lusitaniae ATCC 42720, 1140 nucleotides. RefSeq names its product triglyceride lipase. The record is from RefSeq and is a predicted model, not a curated record. NCBI's taxonomy places the organism in Eukaryota, Fungi, Ascomycota, Pichiomycetes, Serinales, Metschnikowiaceae.